AUCCGCUAGUUGUGUAAUUGUAGGCUUGCGGUGGCGUUAAUGGCGCCCGGCGGUGUUCAUUCCGGUUGAUUGUGACUAGCUAGCCUGCUUCAAAUUUGUUUUCUUGUCGGUUUUCUUGAUCAACCAUAUAUAUGCAUGGCGUAUCGUAGAAGGCAUGGAAUUUCUAGGUCUUCGACGUUCAAGGAAGAACUCUAUCGUCCUCCUGAGGAUAAAACCACCUCCUCCGCUCCAUCCUCUCCUCUUGCCUCUCAGAUACGAACAUCUGAUGCUCAUCGUGACUCUUCUCUCUCCAGUUCAACGUUUAACACGUCUCUUCAACGCGGAUCCAAGGAGUUAAAUGAUCAAAAAGUGCAAGGGGGAACACUCACCAUUAAUGUGGACAAAAGAAGUCAUGAUAUUCAAGAUGCUAGUAAGAUGCAUAACAAGAUCAAAUCUGAAGCAACUGAUCAUAAAGAACUUGACACCGAAAAACAGUCACAAUCACAGGAGCAGUCGCAGGAGCAGGAGCCUGAAACACCGACCAAUCAUGAGGAUCAACUGAAGGCAUCUCGCGACGUGGCGAUUGCAACGGCUGCGAAAGCGAAACUUCUUUUUCGAGAGAUUAAAACUGUGAAAGCGGAUUUAGCUUUUGCAAAACAAAGAAGUUCUCAACUAGAAGAAGAAAAUAAAAUUCUUCGAGAGGCUCGUGAAAAAGGAGACCACCCUGCCGAUGAUGACAUGAUACGACUCCAACUUGAAACACUUUUAGCUGAGAAGGCACGUUUGGCUAAUGAGAACUCGGUAUAUGUUCGCGAGAAUAGCUGCUUGAGGGAAGUAAUUGAAUAUCAUAAACUAAGUAUGCAAGAUGUGGUGUAUUUGGAUGAAGGAAUUGAAGAGGUUGCUGAAGUUAAUCCUAGAGUUUCCAGGACACUUUCCGCACCCCCGUUUCCUUCAUCUCCUCAAAACAAAAAUCCCUUUACAACCAAGGAAACUGAAUUCCAAGAUGGCAGUCGUCGUGCAAAUUUGAAUUAGGAUUUUUUUUCUUUUAUAUUGAUAAAAUUUUGAAUAGAUAAAUGAUGUUUGUCUGGAG
Messenger RNA from Lactuca virosa, 1069 nucleotides. The record is from the annotation of a GenBank genome assembly. NCBI's taxonomy places the organism in Eukaryota, Viridiplantae, Streptophyta, Magnoliopsida, Asterales, Asteraceae.